AUGGCUGAUCACCAUAUUCAUCAUCUCCUCCCAUUAAUCCUUGCCCUAAUUCUUCUGAUCCUACCAUCAUCCUCCCAUGCAUCUAAUCAAACCGAUGGCUUGUUCUCAGAGCCCUACGAUUUCCUCGUCAGCGGCAAUAACCUCACCGACGGUAACCAGACUUUAUCCCUACAGCCAGAUUGUGGACUUUAUUACUACGUAAACGGCACCCUAGUCAAAAACUUCCAAACCAACACCGACUCCACAGGCUGUAUUCUCACAAUCAACUAUUUCGGCCAACUUGUUCUUGAUAAAGGUGAUGGUACCCAGCCUCAAACCUUGGGCACUGCUGGCGCACUAGGAUUCUACGCUUUACUAUUGACAGAUGACCUGCUUGGUGUCUACGGCCCUCGCACAUGGAGCAAUGGAAUCCUCCGUAGCAGAACCCUUAAAAAUAAAAAUCUCAAGCAAGCGACCUCAAAUAACUUUAUUUAUUCUGAUAAUUCUAUCGAUGGCGUUGCAAAUGGUAAUGCUACUAUUGCAACUAAUGAGGGUGUCACUGCUUAUAUUACUCAAAAAUGUACACUCUCUGUGAAGAAUUCGGCAGGCAUUAUAUGGGAGUCAACACCGUCAAUUAAUGGAUCAUAUGUUUGCUACCUAUGGCUUACGAAUAGAGGACCGCUUCUUCUUCAAUAUGAGGAUUCAAAAGGACUUCAGACACAGUGGACUGGUGGAGUUCUUGGGGAAAAGAACAAGUAUGUGGCUGUUCUUCGUUCUUAUGGUGGGAUUGAUAUUUAUGGAUUAAAGGAUGGCAUUCUUGAUAUUCCUCCCGUUACUGCUGCUGUUGCUAAGAACAUCAAGAUGGUGACUGCUUAG
Messenger RNA from Dioscorea cayenensis subsp. rotundata (Guinea yam), 855 nucleotides. Its product is annotated as mannose-specific lectin 1-like. Lineage: Eukaryota; Viridiplantae; Streptophyta; Magnoliopsida; Dioscoreales; Dioscoreaceae. The record is from RefSeq and is a predicted model, not a curated record. The transcript has a single exon. The coding region runs from base 1 to 855 and encodes 284 amino acids.